Colossoma macropomum (tambaqui) is the source of this 264-nucleotide messenger RNA. It is a transcript of the gene pde6hb, whose product is annotated as phosphodiesterase 6H, cGMP-specific, cone, gamma, paralog b. Gene Ontology annotation, molecular function: cGMP binding; 3',5'-cyclic-nucleotide phosphodiesterase activity. The record is from RefSeq and is a predicted model, not a curated record. Lineage: Eukaryota; Metazoa; Chordata; Actinopteri; Characiformes; Serrasalmidae. Bases 1 to 264 code for a protein of 87 amino acids. Gene Ontology annotation, cellular component: photoreceptor outer segment membrane. Gene Ontology annotation, biological process: positive regulation of G protein-coupled receptor signaling pathway; visual perception; positive regulation of epidermal growth factor receptor signaling pathway. The transcript has 3 exons.
AUGAACUCGGCUCCCCCCGCAGGCAGCGCCCUGGCGGCUCCAGCAGGCGGAGCUGGACCGACCACACCCAAAAAGGGCCCGCCCAAAUUCAAGCAGAGGCAGACCCGCACAUUCAAGAGCAAAGCCCCUAAACCCGGCCAGAAAGGGUUUGGUGACGACAUCCCUGGAAUGGAGGGCCUUGGCACAGACUUCACGGUUGUGUGCCCCUGGGAGGCCUUCGGGGACAUGGAGCUCAGCGAUCUGGCAAAAUAUGGCAUCAUUUAA